AUGGCAUCCUACCUAGUGACUGGCUGUUCUCGAGGCCUCGGGUUGGCGCUGAUCACCCGUCUAACGACAUUGCCCAAAACUGAGGUGGGCACAAUCAUCGCCACCGCGCGCCAGGACAAUUCCAUUCGAUUGAAAGAAAUCGCAAGUGCCUCAUCAGGACGAGUGCAGGUGAUUAAGUUAGAUGUCACCAAUGAAUCCAGUGUGAAAGAGGCUGCCCUGGCAGCAGAGCACCAACUGCAAGGGAAAGGGCUUGACUAUUUGGUGAACAAUGCAGGCGUGAGUGACUGGUCCCCGACAGGACUGGAAGGAAUGGACAAUCUGAACGAGACGUUCAAUGUCAAUGUUACUGCACCACAUCUUGUAUCGCGCGCUUUCCUGCCACUUCUGCGCAAAGGCGAGAAGAAAACGGUGAUCAACAUAUCGACGACUUUAGGCUCCAUAGCUAUGGCUGAUGCGUUUCGGGCCUUGCCGACACCGGCAUAUAAGAUCACGAAGGCCGCAUUAAACAUGCUCACUGUGCAAUAUGCCCAGCAAUAUGCGGAUGAUGGAUUCACCUUCCUUGGGAUCAGUCCUGGUUGGCUUCGCACUGACCUCGGUAGCCGUCGAGCAGAUCUUCCGGUCGAAGUAGGUGCAGAGAAGGUACUUGAUAUUAUACAAGAGGUAACGCCGGAGCAGAAUGGAAAGCUCGUGAACAUACAUGUCCCUGGAUGGGAGACACGAGAGGGUCCGAAUCAAUAUGAUGGGAAAGAGAUCCCUUGGUGA
Penicillium mononematosum is the source of this 762-nucleotide messenger RNA. Its product is annotated as SDR family oxidoreductase. NCBI's taxonomy places the organism in Eukaryota, Fungi, Ascomycota, Eurotiomycetes, Eurotiales, Aspergillaceae. Bases 1 to 762 code for a protein of 253 amino acids. The record is from RefSeq and is a predicted model, not a curated record. The transcript has 4 exons.